Molecule: messenger RNA, 2556 nt
Organism: Boeremia exigua
Lineage: Eukaryota; Fungi; Ascomycota; Dothideomycetes; Pleosporales; Didymellaceae
Product: dipeptidyl-peptidase-like protein V precursor
Exons: 4
Coding region: 310-2493 (727 amino acids)
Biological process (GO): proteolysis
Molecular function (GO): serine-type endopeptidase activity
Source: RefSeq, a predicted model, not a curated record
GUUGGGUUGUUGUUCACAAUGCGAUUGCCCCCUUCAGCGCGCUGGCUUCCGUGUCUACGCGCGAGAGCUCCAGUCCCGAGCAGUCCACGCGUGCGGUGCAGCAGUCUCCAUGUCUUGAGCGGCGGCGUGCAGCGGCGGCAGGACAGGGAUUGGACGGGUUCCCUGCGUGCAUUGGGCGGUUCUGUGCAUGGCCAGCCUCACUCUGCAUUCCCCAUCCAUCGCCGUCUCUAUUCUGUAAUUGCGGCACCAGAACACGAGACUGACAGCAUGUAGGCUUUCAUCCCACGUCUUGCAUCACAUUCACUCAAUAUGACUAUCAGGGCCGCGCAGUUUACGCCAAAGGUGCUGCUCAGCGCACCGCGCAGAUCCGAGGGCAUUCCGAACUCGGAUGCGUCCAAGGUGCUGUAUAGCGUGUCGACGUACAGCUUCGAGGAGCACGCGAAGAAGUCCGAGAUCCGGAUUCUUGAUGUUGCUAGUCAGCAGACCACGCUCGUCACAGACGACAAGACAGCGAGCGAGCCUGCGUGGAUCGACGACGACAACGUGCUCGUAUUGAAGUCUGGUGAGGACGGCGUUACCACCCUGCUCGUUGGAAAGGCUGGCGACUUUGAGAGCGACAACUACACUGCUGGCACUAUUGAAGGCCCAGUCGGCGACCUGAAGACGUACAGGCUCAGCGAUGAUGAGAUUGCGUUCGCUGUCUCCGGCAAAGCCAAGCCUGAUGGCACCUUGUUCAACCCCGAGAAGGCCGAGAAACCUCUCACGUCGGGCAGGCUGUACAAGUCCAUGUUCGUCCGUCACUGGGACCACUACGUCACAGAGAACAGGAACGCACUCUGGCUAGGCAAGUUGGUGAAGAAGGAUGGCAAGUUCGAGCUGUCCAAGCUCAAGAACGCACUGAAGGGCACCAAGCUCGAAAGCCCAAUUGAUCCCUUCGGCGGCAAGGACCAUUUCGACAUUUCCAAGAACGGUCUUGUGUUCACGGCGAAGGACCCCGAUCUCAACCCUGCCCUGCACACGAGGACUCACAUCUACGUUUCCGCGCACUCCGGUCCUGGCUUCUGGAAACACCCCGACUUGUGGUCCGAUGAGACGUCAGAAAUCCGCCAAGUGGAUAUCGCGAAGAGUCAUGGAUUCGAGGGUGCCUGCACAAGCCCUGUGUGGUCCAACUCAGGAGACAUGAUUGCGUUCUUGGCCAUGCGGACCGACGGCUACGAGUCGGACAAGAACCAGCCCUUCAUCAUCCACGACUACAACAAACUCGACAGCGUGACAGUCCUCUACUCCACCAAGGAUGGCAAGGGCAAGUGGGACCGCAGCCCGCAGUCCGUCGCUUGGAGCCCGGAUGACUGGCACCUAUACUUCACAGCCGAAGACCACGGGCGCGGAAAUCUCUUCCAUGCUGGACCGCCCAAGCGCCCAGGCGAAGACUCGCCGCUGCCUACAGUUCUUGUCAAGGGCGGAAAUGUUGCGGACAUGAAGGUGUUAAAGUCAGGCAAUAUCUUCAUCACCUCGAACAGCUUGAUCGAGAACAGUCUGUACUCGUUCGUCCCUGUGAGCGACCAGAAGAACCACGCAAACACGUACGAACUCCCGCUCUCCGACAAGUCAACCGAGUCUGGCAGCCUCACGACGCGCUACAUCUCCUCCAACACCCGCUCCGGCUCCAUGUUCGGCCUCUCCCGCUCCCAGAUCAGCGAGAUCCACUGGGACGGCGCCGCCCCCGGUACCUCAGUGCACGCCUGGGUCGUGAAGCCGUCCAACUUCUCCUCGGACAAAACCUACCCCCUCGCCUACCUCAUCCACGGCGGCCCCCAGGGUGCCUGGGAAGACUCGUGGAGCACGCGCUGGAACCCCGCCGUCUUCGCCGAGCAGGGCUACGUCGUGGUCUGCCCGAACCCGACCGGCAGCACCAGCUACGGACAGGCCUUCACCGACGCGAUCCAGGGCGAGUGGGGCGGGCUGCCGUACGAAGACCUCGUUUUGGGUUUCUCGCACAUCGAGAAGAACCUGUCAUACGUCGACACCGACCGCGCCGUCGCCCUCGGCGCCUCCUACGGCGGCUAUAUGGUAAACUACAUCCAGGGCCACCCGCUCGGGCGCCGCUUCAAGGCCCUCGUGACGCACGAUGGCGUGUUCAGCAUGGCGAGCCAGAUGUCCAGCGAGGAACUGUACUUCCCGUUCCACGACCUGCGGGGCGCGCCGUGGACACACCGCGACGCGUGGGCGCGCUGGGACCCCUCGGCGCACACCCAGCACUGGGCGACGCCGCAGCUGGUGAUCCACAGCGAGCUGGACUACCGGCUGCUAAUCGGCGAGGGGCUGGCGGCGUUCCACACGCUGCAGGUUCGGGGUGUAGAGAGUCAGUUCCUGACGUUUCCGGACGAGAAUCACUGGGUGCUGAAGCCGGAGAACGGGCUGUUGUGGCACGAGACGGUGUUUGGGUUUGUGAAUCCCAAGGUGGGGCUCCCGCCGCUGAAGGCGGACGAGUAGUGUAGUGGUGUGGUGUAGUGUUAAGGAUAGUCCGUAGCGAUACAUGACACACACUUCUCACCC